AUGUCAUUCCCAUCAUCGACGUCAUUGAUAAAGCGCCGGCCGCUUUUAGGGCACUCCAGCUCCUCAAGUUCCUCCUGCUGCAGUGGGCGUUUUGGUGAGUUAGCAGGAGGGACAACAGCAGAGUGUGCAGCAAUAUGUUGCUGUUGUCCAUGUGGAUUAAUUAACCUCUUGGUUCUCACUAUCUACAAGGUUCCUGCUGGAAUAUGCCGCCGUGCUUUGAGAAGAAAACGAAGGCAAAAGGUGAUCAAGAAAGGCCUUUUGCCGCCGCGAACGAGGAGUUGUAGAUGUGGAUGUGAUGAUACAGAAUUACAGAUUCAUCCAAUGUCUUGUGUUGAUGAUUCAUUUAGAGAGUUCGAUGAGGAGGUGACCUUAAAGGAGGAGGAAGCCAUGGUGAAGUUGGAGAAGGAGAUGUGGGAGACUUUCUAUGGCACUGGGUUCUGGAGAAGUCCUUCUCAAAAAGAAUUACCAUUUAAGAGAAGCAUUGGUUCUCCAAGAGAGACACCUAAGCUAGACUCUAGAGUAUAA
Messenger RNA from Dovyalis caffra, 525 nucleotides. The record is from the annotation of a GenBank genome assembly. NCBI's taxonomy places the organism in Eukaryota, Viridiplantae, Streptophyta, Magnoliopsida, Malpighiales, Salicaceae.